Messenger RNA from Etheostoma cragini (Arkansas darter), 2246 nucleotides. RefSeq names its product muscarinic acetylcholine receptor M1. NCBI's taxonomy places the organism in Eukaryota, Metazoa, Chordata, Actinopteri, Perciformes, Percidae. Gene Ontology annotation, biological process: adenylate cyclase-activating adrenergic receptor signaling pathway. Gene Ontology annotation, molecular function: G protein-coupled acetylcholine receptor activity. The record is from RefSeq and is a predicted model, not a curated record. The transcript has 6 exons. Gene Ontology annotation, cellular component: plasma membrane. Bases 203 to 1984 code for a protein of 593 amino acids.
ACCCGCCUCAUAAGAGAUCUCUCAAUUGCCUCUAUCAUGUAACAGCUCAGGUCUGAGAGGUUGUCAGAGGCGGAGUCCAGUCCGAAAGUGACCAGCCUGAGCACAGCAGAGAGAGCCAUGCUGCGUGAGCAGAGCUGAGCUCCCCAGCAGGAUAUCAUAUUGGAUACUGGGAACCAGAGUGGACUGAUGUCCAUUGGUCAUCAUGAACCUGACCUCCAGCUCUGAUGGUUUCCACUUCCUUACCAACAGUUCUCCUGGUAUGAGAGAUCAGCCUGAUUCUACCGCCAUAGGUGGCUCUUACCAGGAGUUGCCCAUAUUAUCUGACAAUGUUGGUGGGUGGAAGCAGCAUAAUGUCAGUCAUGUCUCAUGGCAAGGAGGAAACUUUACUGAUUUACCAGUUAACAGGACAUUAUUGCUGCCAGCAGAGGAGUUUGACCCUUUAGGAGGACAUACUAUCUUACAGGUCAUCAUAAUUGUCUUUCUCACGGGAUCGCUUUCUCUUCUCACUGUUGUUGGCAACAUCCUAGUGUUAGUGUCAUUCAAGAUCAAUAAGGCACUGAAGACAGUGAACAACUACUACCUGCUAAGCCUAGCAUUUGCUGACCUUACAAUUGGCACACUUUCAAUGAACCUGUAUACCACCUACCUCAUCAUGGACCAGUGGGCUCUGGGGCCAGUGAUCUGUGACUUGUGGCUUGCAAUAGACUAUGUGGCCAGUAAUGCCUCGGUCAUGAACCUGCUGGUUAUCAGCUUUGACAGGUAUUUCUCUGUUACCAGACCUUUGACAUACCGGGCCAAGCGUACAACAAAGCGAGCAAUGACCAUGAUUGGAUUGGCAUGGUCCAUCUCUUUCAUCCUCUGGGCCCCAGCCAUCCUGUUCUGGCAGUACAUUGUGGGUGAGCGGACAGUCCAGCCCAAUGAGUGCUACAUUCAGUUCCUGUCCGAGCCCAUCAUUACAUUCUGCACUGCUAUAGCUGCGUUCUACUUGCCAGUAACUAUUAUGGCAUUCCUGUUUUGGAAGAUCUAUCAGGAGACAGAGAAGCGUGUUAAAGAUAUGGAAGGUCUCAAGGGAUCUGGGUCAGGUAACAGCCCAAGCCAGGCUCAGAAUCAAGGAAGUGGUAGUGGAAAAGCUGGUGGAGAAUGUGCGAAUAAGAGCCAGAAGGAUUCGUCAGCCAUGAAGCGCCAAAUGAGUGCUCAAAGCUGCAGCAGCUAUGAACUAAAUCAGCUGGCUUCAGAGAAGAACAACAAGGACAAUGUCAGCAUACGAGGAGGAACGGGAAACAGAGGGAGGUGUUGCGCAUUCUGCUUUAAGUUAUCAUCACUGCUGCCAGGUCGCCAUGCCUCCAAGAGGUCCGUCGACACCACAACAACUACAGUGGGUGAAGCAGAGCAGAGCAGCUGUGACAGCUUCAACAACAAUGAAGCUGGAGCCUCUGGGGAGCAGUCAAUUUCAGAGGAUGAAGCUGACGGUGCACACCCAUCAAAAACAGAUGGUAAAAAAUCUAGAAAGGUAAAAAAAGGAUCAUCAUCUUCCAAAAGUCGAAAAGCUUCACAAUCAAACCCUGUUGCUGACCAAUCACCUGCAGCCAUCACCAUGAAGGACGCAGCGAUGGCCAAACGCUUCGCCUCUAAGGCCAAGACAGAGAUCAGCAAGCGCAAGAAUGAAAAAAAGGCAAAUGAAAAGAAAGCAGCACGGACCCUCAGUGCCAUCCUCUUCGUCUUCAUCAUGACGUGGCUACCAUACAAUAUCAUGGUGUUGGUCAACACUUUCUGUCAGGACUGUAUUCCUGAAACUCUUUGGGCACUGGGCUACUGGUUGUGUUAUGUUAACAGCACAAUCAACCCAAUGUGCUAUGCCCUGUGCAACAAGACCUUCCGGACAACUUUCCGGGAUAUCUUGAUGUGCCAGUGGGAUCAAAAGAAGAAUAAUCCUCAUUUUCAACAGAGGAAGGCUGUGGCUCUGAAGAAAAAAGACCCAAUGUAGAAUAUUGUGGCAAAUUGUUGAUAGAUAUGUCUUUUAAAGAUUUAUUUCCUAAUCUAUAUUCAGAUUUGGAAUGCCAUAUAUAACACGCCUUCUAUUUCAGGGAAAAGAUGCUGAACAGAUUUCUGCAAACCAAAACUAAUUCUUCAGAGUUUCUUUUCAAACUAGCAGUGGGGCCAAAGGCUGGUCAAUUAGUCUGACCAAAUUUGGACUUUUCAUGGUCCCAGAGCAUAGAGGUUGGGCCGAACAACUGUGAUAUAGCUGU